GAAGCUUAUUCAUUGGUAUCUCCUCAUUAAUAUUCAGUCCGCGGGAUUUAAGUCUCAGCAUGACUUCGAGUGCAGGGACUGUUGAAAGGUGCUUAAGUCUGAGAGACUGAUUUGGAUUUCAGUAUCAACUUUUUGUUACAUUUUCAGCAAGGAUCAGGUGCGAAGCAGUGAGUCAUUCAUAUCAAACACCUGCACCAGUAUACAUGAGGGUUAAUUUCACUAUCUACCUGACAAGACCCCCAUUCAUCUUUGUACUUUCAACUGGAAUGAUCUGAUGGAAAAAACACAAUGAUCUCAAUCAUUAAAACCUGCUUCAGAGGGAUCUACAGUUGUCAUUGGAACAGUGAUAAUACAAGACAAAAAAGGUCAUGCUGCUGGUUCUCUUUUCUGUCUUUUGUGUCCAUACUUGCCCUGAGUUGGAUGUACGUUUGCUUUAUUGCCUUCAAUGACCACACUGAUGUAAAUGAGCUUGCCUUCAAAAAAUUGGAAAAAUGGGUGGACUGGUACAUGAUAGUGAUAGUGAUUUCUGCUGUGCUAGCCACUUACUGUUUCCUUCUACUGGUAUUUGGAUUGCUACAUUUCGCAAUUAGAGAGCCCUUGAAUUUGCACUGGCUGCAUAAGGUGUUUCUGUUUUUGGGUCUCCUCACUGAUACUAUUGGUAUAGCUGGAUUUAGUAAAGAAUGGAUAGAGGAGUGGCAAACUGUCUAUAUGUCAUUUCAGGCCACGGCUCCUUUCCUGCAUCUGGGUGCUGUGGUGGCUUUGACCUUGAUCAGCUGGCUCGUGUUCAAGAGUUAUCAUACAUCUGCUUGCAAGGUUUUUAUAAUGAUGACCUUCUUGGUAGUGUCUGCUGCUGUGUUCCUUUGUCCUCUUGCAAUCUAUUCUCCAUGCAUUACCAGUAACCUUCCCCCAAAACCCUCCCUCGUCGGACAUCGUGGCGCUCCAAUGCUGGCUCCAGAGAAUACCAUGAUGUCAUUCAGGAAGAGUAUGGAGUGUGGCGUGGUGGCAUUUGAAACAGAUGUGCAAAUCAGCAACGACAUGAAGCCUUUUCUUAUGCAUGACAAUGGUAAAAAAUUUCUGCUACGAACAACUGAUGUGAAGAAGAAAUUUCCAGGUCGAGAUAACAACAUGCACACUAACUUCACGUUGCAAGAGUUACAGAUGUUAAAUGCAGGCGAAUGGUUUUUAAGGACAGAUCCAUUUCAUUCAGUGUCAUCGCUCUCAGAGGAAGAGAAAAGGGAGGCUAACAACCAGACAGUACCAUCUCUUUCUGAGCUCUUGGUCAUGGCCAAAAAGCAUAAUGUGUCCCUCAUAUUUGACCUAAAAAAUGAGAACAACUCAACUCAAUUCAAGAAAAGCAACUCCUUCUACACCAUUGAAACUAUCAUAAAGUCAGGCAUCUCACCAGACAAGAUAUGGUGGCUUCCUCGAGAAUAUAGACACAACGUGAGAGAUAUUUCAUCAGGAUUUAAACAGGUGUAUAAUGUGGUUGACGAAAUGAAUGCGGAUGGUGGAAACUUCCUGAAUAUGAAAUACAGUUCACUGAGCACUCAUAAAAUAAGUGAGCUGCGGGAAAAAAACGUGUCUGUGAAUCUGUGGGUUGUGAAUGAACGUUGGCUCUUCUCAUUAUUGUGGUGUUCUGGGGCCAGUUCAGUGACCACCAAUGCCUGCCACAUCUUCAAAAACAUGUCUAAGCCUGACUGGCAUCUGGAGCCUAAAAAGUACAUGGGAAUAUGGAUCUCGGCUGACGUGAUAUCAUUGCUGUUGAUGGUUGGGCUGUUUCUUUGGCAAAGGAGAAAGAGCCAUGUUUCUCGUCAAAACAGAGAAGAGAAGGGUGUCCCCCUGCUUGAUCGCUGAAAGAUGCCAGCCUUGUCAUGAAAGAGCAUUUCCUUUUUUUAACUUUUUUUGAAGGAUUGUAUGUGGUUAUCAAAAUAAAAUCAUGUCAUAUUAAAUGUGUAAUUCAGUAAAUUCACAUAAUAUUUGUACUUAAUUGGUAUGAGAAUUGAUAUAUUUGAUAUAAUUUCCUCAUUAGGGCAGCAAAUUGUGCAAUGCUGCCACCCAUUGACAGAAGUAUGUAAUUUCAGCCCUUUGUCUUGCAACACCAGAACUUUUACUUUUCAUUUAAAUAACAAUAUUUUUUAUAGAUGUUGUUUGUGUAUGUGAUACUUUGUGAGGCACUUUAAGAAAGUUUUUAAAAUGUUGAACCCACUUUAUUAUUAAAUGUCUUUAACUACUA
Messenger RNA from Ctenopharyngodon idella (grass carp), 2233 nucleotides. RefSeq names its product glycerophosphodiester phosphodiesterase domain containing 2 (gene gdpd2). Gene Ontology annotation, cellular component: membrane. The record is from RefSeq and is a predicted model, not a curated record. The coding region runs from base 289 to 1854 and encodes 521 amino acids. Gene Ontology annotation, biological process: lipid metabolic process. NCBI's taxonomy places the organism in Eukaryota, Metazoa, Chordata, Actinopteri, Cypriniformes, Xenocyprididae. Gene Ontology annotation, molecular function: glycerophosphodiester phosphodiesterase activity. The transcript has 15 exons.